AUGGCUGCUAUCAAACCCAACGAAGCCUAUGCUUCCGCCCACUCCGCGCCUCGUCGCACCGUCAAAUCGGACAAGAAGACCCCCAAGGGGACACGACGGACCUGCUGCUGGUUCCCUGUUCUGCCGCCCUCUAGUGGGUUGUUCCCUCGGCGCAGCAGUCGCCUCUCGCCAUUCCUCAAGCUGCCGAUUGAAUUGACGAAAUAG
Linum trigynum is the source of this 204-nucleotide messenger RNA. The record is from the annotation of a GenBank genome assembly. Lineage: Eukaryota; Viridiplantae; Streptophyta; Magnoliopsida; Malpighiales; Linaceae.